Eruca vesicaria subsp. sativa (arugula) is the source of this 4484-nucleotide messenger RNA. Lineage: Eukaryota; Viridiplantae; Streptophyta; Magnoliopsida; Brassicales; Brassicaceae. The record is from the annotation of a GenBank genome assembly.
AUGACCCUCUCCACCGCCGAAGAACAACCUCUCACCGAUAACGACAUCAUCCGCUUAGCUCAAUACCACCACCACAACAACCAAACCUCUCUCUCCCUCCCUCCCUACCUCCUCUCUCCAACCUCCCACGCCCCCCUCCUCUCCCACCUCAAAUCCCGCUCCUCCCUCCCUUCCCCAUCAAAACCUGUCUCCGAUUACGUAACCGCUCUCCUCUCCCUAAUCUCCCUCUCCCCAACCACUCCCUCCCUCUCCUCCCUCCUCUCCUCUCUCCUCGUCUCCUACACCAAAAUCUUCCCCGAAAUCCCCACCGAUUCCGAUUCCCUCAAAACGAUCCGCCUCUUCGGAACUCUCUUACGUCACCUCAACGUUAACGAGAUCAAAUCCGUCGUCGAUUCGAUCUUAUCGGCGGGACUCUCUGGAGUCGUAACCGUCGAUGACGCUCAGUUGUUCGAUCUAUUGCCUAUAUGCUUCGAUUCAUUGCGUAGUAGUAGUAGUAAUGAGAUUGAGUAUGUUAAAUCCGCGAUUGAUCGUGUACUCAACUCCGAUUGGGAGAAAGGAUUCGUUAGGAAGAUUGUGGAAUUAGCUAAGGAGUUGUUGACGUUUUUGGAUAAAGGGAGGAAGAGUGAGUUGUUAGAGAAAGUUUUUCUAGGUUUCGAGUGUGUAGAUUUGCAGGAUUUGCCUUCGUUUGUGUAUCAGUUGCUCGUUCUCGCUUCGAAAGGGUUUUGCAAGAGGGAAGUGAUUGGAGGAGUUGUUUUGUUCUUUGGGGGGAGAGAUGAGAGGAGGAGAGUGGCGUCUGUGGUUAGGCAGAUUGAAGGGACUGUUCUUCUUCAUGUGAAUUUCGCGGUGAAGCAGGAUCCUUCGUUGGGGCAGGAGGUUGUGGCGUUGGUUAAGUGUGAUGAUAGGGCGUUUAGUCGUUUUGCGGUUGCGGUUUUGUUUUCGGUUGCUAGGGUUAGGAGGUUUGGUGAGAGUGCGUUGGGGGUGUUGAGAACGGCUUUGCUUGGUGCGUAUAACGAUUACAGGUUCUCUAAAGAUUGCAAGUGGCUGCCUGAUGAGCUGAAGGAAGAGAGUUUACUGCAUGCCAAAUUUGUUGAAAAAUCUUUGCUAAGAGCGGUUAGUGAGUGCAAAUAUGGGAGGGAGCAUGUGUUUCCGAGUGUUAUUCAGUUUGGCUUUAUGUUACUAGAAUCUGUUGAAGAAGGUAGAUCCAACGAGUUUGGUGGUUCCUGUGGCGUACUGGGUAUUGAGAAGCUUAGCAUUCAGAUUCUGGGAACCCUAUUUGAAGUCCAUGAUAUGACAAGAAACGAGAUAAUUGAGCAGUGCAAGUUUCGCAUUCUUUCUUUGAAAUGCGCAAAGAGCAAGCCAAUAUUAAGGCUCUUAGGGUGUCUUGUCCAGAGAUACUCACUUAUCAUGUUGGAAUAUGUCCAUCAUCUCAAAGAAUUAUUGGAUUAUUUCACUUUCAUGGAGGGAAAUAUCAGCUGUUUUCUUGUUUCUGCUAUUAUCCCGCUCAUCAGAUUCAGCCGAGAUCUGCAGGAUUAUACCAUCUUAGUGAUUCGGAAGGCUAUGUUUAGACGAGAAGAUACGGUUCGUGUAUCAGCGACAAAGGUGAUAACUGAACUUAUACUUGCAGAGAAACAAGCUAAGAAAGACAGCUCAUUUACUCUCCAAGACUCAUCAAGCCAAGCCAGUUCCAGUCAACACACUGAAGUGAGCUGUACUAUGAGGGGAAACCUCUUUACUGAACUGAAUGGGUUGCUUCAAAGAUGUCUUUACCAACAGGCAAAGGUGAAAGAAGUAGUUUAUGAUGGGCUUGUGAAGUUAGUCCUGAUUGAUCCAUCAAGUGGACCACAUGUGUUGGAAUUUCUUAUGCCUCAUUUCCUUCGUUUCUUUAGACAGGACAUAGAUUUUCAGCUUGGAAUCACUUCAUGCAUUAAAGUAGAAGGUGGUAAAUUUAUUAUUGAAGAGCCCUUGGAUAGGCUUCUCUUUUGUAUCUCUUGGAUUUUACUCCUUCAGCCGCACAACAGCUCUGAUCGGCCUUCUGAUACCGCAUGGCCAUGUUUUGGUUUCUCACUUACUCAAGAAAAUGAGCAGACAGGAAGAAAUGUAUCUCAUGAAGUGUACUCCAGUACUUUGGUAAAGGUCCGAAGCUUCCUACUAGGCAAAAAAUUAGAAGAUAUUGUUGGGUUGUCUCAGGACACAGUUUCCGCGUCACUAGAAGAAGAUAAAAGAAAAUCCUAUCGUCUGAUUAUAUUGGGGAUCGUUCAAGUGCUGCUAAACAAUAUCAUAACGGAUCUAGAGAAACAGCCAGAAGAGAAAAAAGGUGAAAUCGAAAAGGAUAUUGUUGAUUUGGUUGAUCUAUAUGAAUCACUGGAAAAAGAGGCGGGGAAAUCGAAACAGGGCAAUACUGGCAAGAGAGUACGAUUUAGCUCAACUGAUGUGGGAUUGACAAAUAUCAAUGAAGAGCGACAACAAGUUCCCUUUUUGUCUACUUCAAGUAUCUACCAGCUAUUUCUAAUCGCCUUCAAACUUUAUAGCAGCACAUCCGCUGGCAAUCUUUCAGGUUUGCAGGAUCACAGUCAGCCAUCAUCAGCCAAGACAGAAAAUUCAAUUUCUAGAGUUUUCUCCUUCACUUUGCAUGUUUGUGUUGGACACCUAAGAUCAUCUCUUUGCAUGAAGGAGGAAAAUCCACUUAAACCGUUGGUCUAUGGUGACAUGAUAGUUCUGGGCCCUCCACUGCUAAAAGUAGUUUACCUGCUAAAGCCAGGACCACCUUUAGUAACCGGACAGGCGAAUAAGGAGAAUAAAGGAAAGAAGGAUGCUGAAGGAAGAAAACAGUGUCUACAUCUGGCCUUGCUUAGCUUGAAAGAGCUGCUCAGUAUAUAUUCAAGUGGAUCUGGCUUGACUGGCUUGCUUGAGAAUUUGUUAGCAGUGCCUGCAUCCGAAGAUGCUAUUUUAGAAGAGUACAGCGAAGCUUCAAAAAUUGAAGAUCCAGUUGUGAAGAACAUCGAAAUUUUCAUGGAAAAAGUCAUGAAGCCCAUGAUCACGGACCUUAUCGCUCAAAACUCUAACGAUGUAGAGAUUCUUUGUGACAUAAUGUUGAUGCUUGGGAACAAUCUACCUGACAAAUUCAAACAACGGCAUGGAUCAUGGGCUCAUCAAAUCUUCAAAAGCUGUGAAACAUCUAGCACCACCGUUGCAAAGAGCGUUUUAAAACUUGCAAUCUCUUUUACUUCAUCUCCUGGUGAUCUAUGCAUAGCCGUGGAAGUGGCCAACGAGUUGCAAAAUGUAAUGGGUUUAGACAAACCUGAUACACCACAAGUCUCGGAAUCAUACAUGAUCAUAAACCAGUCAACAAGUGCUUCAAUAACUUCUUGCAUAUUGCAAUUAAUCGAUUCAGCAGUAGGUGACAUGGAUUGGGGAACAAAGAAGCUAAAGAAUAUGCAUGUGGUCUCUCAGAAGAACAUCCAUCUUAACCAUGAUGAUGAGAGUUCAUUUGGAUUGGAUCUCGAAGAAGCCCUUUACGCAAUGGCUGAGUCAACAGUCAUGAUACUCUCUUCCUUUGUUUUGAUGAACCUCAAAGACUCGCAAGCAGCACAGUUUCUCAGAUUAGCAGUUAAGUUUUACAAACAAUUAGCACAGAUAGUGAAACAGAGGAUUGCUCCUAAAGGUUGCAAGCAAACUCUUCCCAGCCUUAAGUUUCAAAAACUCGUGGAACUAACUUGCAAGAGUCUCACGGUUCCUUUAUAUCCCUUUUUAGCUGAACUGCAAAAGGAACAACAGGAGAGUGUGAGUUCAAAUUCCAAGGGUAUAAUCAACAAGAUCAAACAGGAGAACAAGUGCAUCCCUGAUUUGAUAUUCCAGAUAGAAGACUAUGAAAGAUACCUUAUCCAGCUAAGUAAAGUUACUAAACUCAAUUUGCUGAGGCAUGCCAAGCGCAGCACUGCCAGAGACUUCAAGAUAAUUGAAGAUGCAGAAGCUCCUGCAGGUGGUGAAGAUGGAGGAAACCAAGAAGAGACAGAGACACAGAACAAUAAUAUUGGUGGUAACGAGGAUGGUUUGGGAGAAGAGUCAGAAGAUGAUCCGGAGCUAGCACCACGGGACUUGGAUUCUGAUAGAGCCAUAGCAGCAGAAGAGAAUGAUGAAGAAGAAGAAGAAGAAGAAAAAGAACAAGGAGAAGAAGAAGAUGAAGAAGAAGAAGGAAGUGACUUAAGUCGUCCUAAAAAGAUAGCAAAGAAGAGUUUGGUAGUGGAAGAUUCUGAUGAAGAUUCUGUAACGUUUUAGGUUCGUGUUUGUAAAUAAAACUUGCAAACUCAGAGAACGUAGCUUCCAGGUUUCCUGAACAAGUCUUCAUGCAUGUCGUUUGUUCUCGCAAGCCUUGCUGUUUUAUGGCUGCCAGUGUGCACUGAUUGUUCAUAUUUCUUAUUUAAAACCGGUUUAAAGUCGUUCCUCCACGACCCGCCUUAAACCGCAAAAAAUGAAUCUAACGGUUG